Molecule: messenger RNA, 534 nt
Organism: Ceraceosorus bombacis
Lineage: Eukaryota; Fungi; Basidiomycota; Exobasidiomycetes; Ceraceosorales; Ceraceosoraceae
Source: the annotation of a GenBank genome assembly
AUGAAGGUCUCCUUCUGCUUGGCCUCGGUGGUCGUCAUGUGCAUGUGCAGCACGGUUGCUGCAGCGCCUAAGGUCACAUCCGUGCUUCUGCCGCAGAGCACGGUUGGGCAACUGGUGAGUCAUCUUGAAGUAGCACCUGUACUUCGGGAUACGGCUGACGGUCUUGACCCUCGCCGCGCAUCGUCAGCUGACCAGCGCACCACCAAGGAUCCGUUGGAUCAAUCAUCAAGGCCGUACGUUUCACGAGUACGACACCGAACUAGCUACGUUCAUCCGGACGGACGGACAGCAGAGAUGGGGUGCACAUCCCGAAAAUUUGCCAUCGUUAUCAAGCGUGGUGAGAGGAGAUCUCGGCGGUGUGAUCGCGCUAGAUGCAGGCACCGAGCUGACUGCGUUGCACUCGCUUGCUCUCUGGGCGCUACCUUGCAGAUGACACGGGCGUCAGCAAGCGGUUUGACCGCCGUAGGUGACAGAAACGGUGUGCCACACGAGUUCAUCAACGGAGUCUGGCGAAGAAUCCAUGGGCGUAUCUGA